Messenger RNA from Thamnophis sirtalis, 1476 nucleotides. Lineage: Eukaryota; Metazoa; Chordata; Lepidosauria; Squamata; Natricidae. The record is from RefSeq and is a predicted model, not a curated record.
GGAUCAAAUCUAUACCGGGUGGAAGGGAGUUUUGACACCUGCUUCCCAGACUCCCUCACCUUAGAAGAGGGCGAUCUAGUGCAGUUUAUUCAGGAAGGAGAGAAUGGACAAUGGUUAGUGAAGAAGCUAGUUUCGGAAAAAACAGACUGGAUACCUUCCAGUCUGUUACAACCAGCAGAAAGUGAAGCCAACAACAGUUGUAGAAUCAGCAAUUCAGAUGUCUACAGCGAUACCCACAGCUCUGCAUCCACAAACUCAGAAAUGAAGGUGGAGCUGAACAGAAGCUUAACAGCUGGACAGAAAGCUGGAAGCUGAGCAGACCAGGAAACAUCACCUCAGGGCUCAAUCUUCUUUGUUUACCUGCAGAAGCUGGACCAAAUUGCCUUUUACACCCCCCUCCCCCCAAGCUCCGGAUUUCACAAUUCAAUAUUUUGUCAACGUGAAACACAUUAAAAAAAGAAGAAGAAGCUAGUAAAUUUCAAAAUCGGUUAAACUUUAAAGGUGUCCCAGUUACCUUAUCAUAUGCUUUUUUUUGCACUGCAUUUUUGAACGUCGAAAUUAGCCUAAAUUAGAUGGACGAUGCCCCCCUCAGCUUCGGGGCGGAGUGUUGGAUUCUUGAAACUCUCAGAUCACCAGAUCCUCAAGGUGAUCUUCUCUUGGGCGGAAUGAAAGGUGUUCCUUUCCUAUUUGGAUCAGCUGAUCAGCCACUCGUUUUCUGUGGCUCAAUCUACUUCUUACAUGCUGUUAUCUCAAGACAAUCAAAAAACAGAGGAGCCCCCCCCCCAAAAAAAAAAAAGUCGAAGCUGAGUGACGACGAAGAAAGUGCAAUUCCUGAACCUGAGCCAGCGGUCACACCUUUUGCACGACAGCGAAAGGUGUAACUUGCUUUGGGUUAUGUGUAAUCUUUUGUCUCUACAGGGUGUUUUGGAUGCUAACUGGAAGCAAAUACGUAGCGUGAAAACGAAAAAAAAGGAGGGGGGAUGAGGAAAGGGCUUUCAUGAAGGCAAUUCUGGGAUGUGGCAUCGACAAGCCAGCUUUGUUCCCCUCCGGAGGUUUCGCAUCCAGUUCUGUCUAAUGCUGCAAUUCAGUGUUUUACACUUGCGUGGAAUGCGUUUGGGCAUUGUCCUAUGCUGGGCUCUGGAUUAGAAUACAGAGUUUCUUCCCCAUCCCACCCCAAUAUUUAAUGAAUCCCCUUAUAAUGUCUCUCUCCUCCAUCCCCCCCCCCAAAAAAAUGAGGUACUUGCAAAGAGAAUAUUUGCCAAGGAGAAUGUGUUGUCGCUUGAAAGUUUCUUGCCAUGUCAUAUUUCAGGGGCUGUGAAGCUCUUCAUCCCUCUGAACAAUAUCAUGAGUUUGCCAUAGGUAUAAAAUGAAGUUAGCCUGGUUCAAUUUAAAAGCUUCAGAAACUCUCAUCCUGUUUAAACAAUACAGAACAACAGAGUUAGGAGGUCUUUUAGUCCAAUCCCCUGCUCAAGCAGU